AUGCAUGAUUCUAACUCUUCACCCACUAUUCCAGCCGCCGAGUUGACACCAGGCGGCUUUUCAACUUCAGGUUUUCAAAUACCAGACGAGAAUCCAGCUACUACCCUGACAGGCGAGCUUCUGUCGUCGGCUGUUGUCUCUGAUGCAAGCUCAUAUUCUAUGGAAUUCUUGCGAAGGACCCAAGGUAGACCUGCACCUGAACCUUCAUUUUCUAAAGUUUUCCUGGAACAUGUUAUAAAUUCCACUCUGAUGGCCACACGCGCUCAGAAUGACCCCCCUUCGCAGAAUAGUAUGGAUCUGCUCACCCCCGCGGCUCUUGUUGGUGAUUUGGACACUAGUCCGGUCUCACUUCCCACAGAGCCUGCUGCUCAACAUUUGGCAAGCAUAUAUUUUAGUCUCUCGAGCAUUGGCAUGCCCCUUUUGCACGAAUCUUCAUUUCAAGAAACACUUCAAUUUGUCUAUAGCAUGCCCCGCAUAGUAAAAUUGAAAGAAACACAUACUACCACAGAAAGCAGGAUUGCUGUGUUCUUCGUGCUUGAGGUUUUUGCAAUUGCCAUUCUUUCAAUACAUAAGCAAGAAUCACGCAUUCCAACCUGGCUGGCGGACCGAUAUCACCGUCUAGCAAUCCAUUCUCUCCAUGAAGCCGGUCUACCAGAUGGCCUGAAGGGAGUUCAAGCACUCCUUCUCCUAGGUCAGUACUCUUAUUAUCAUCCAACCAUUUGCUCUGCGUGGAGAGUUGUUGGCUCGGGUCUUCGUGUUGCAGUAGAGCUUGGACUACACCAGGAUGCUCUCCGUGACCAAGUGGACUUUUUCACUCUUGACAAUAUGAGGCGAGCAUUCUGGGUGGCAUAUGCAAUGGAUAGAAAUAUUUCAAUGAUGUUGUCAAUGCCAUUGUCUCUGUCAGAUGGUGCUAUCUCAGCGGAGGUACUUGCAAAAAAAAACCCUUCAAUAAAGGUCUCGAUGCUAAAGCCUCACAGUUUCCUAGUCAUAUAG
Penicillium angulare is the source of this 993-nucleotide messenger RNA. RefSeq names its product fungal specific transcription factor domain-containing protein. The transcript has a single exon. The record is from RefSeq and is a predicted model, not a curated record. Gene Ontology annotation, biological process: DNA-templated transcription; positive regulation of transcription by RNA polymerase II. NCBI's taxonomy places the organism in Eukaryota, Fungi, Ascomycota, Eurotiomycetes, Eurotiales, Aspergillaceae. Gene Ontology annotation, molecular function: zinc ion binding; sequence-specific DNA binding; DNA-binding transcription factor activity, RNA polymerase II-specific. The coding region runs from base 1 to 993 and encodes 330 amino acids.